Gadus chalcogrammus (walleye pollock) is the source of this 2523-nucleotide messenger RNA. Its product is annotated as potassium voltage-gated channel subfamily B member 2-like. The coding region runs from base 1 to 2523 and encodes 840 amino acids. NCBI's taxonomy places the organism in Eukaryota, Metazoa, Chordata, Actinopteri, Gadiformes, Gadidae. Gene Ontology annotation, cellular component: membrane; voltage-gated potassium channel complex. Gene Ontology annotation, molecular function: delayed rectifier potassium channel activity; protein binding. The transcript is spliced from 2 exons. The record is from RefSeq and is a predicted model, not a curated record. Gene Ontology annotation, biological process: protein homooligomerization; potassium ion transmembrane transport.
AUGAGCGACCGCGGCGUCUACGGCGGCGGCCCCAACGCCACGGCGGGCAAGGCCAAGCAGUGGGGCGGGCCGCCGGCGCCCUUCCUGCCGCCCGAGCCCAUCGACAUCAUCCGCAUCAAGGCGCGCUCGCGGCGCGUGCGCCUCAACGUGGGCGGCCUGGUCCACGAGGUGCUGUGGCGGACCCUGGACCGCCUGCCCCGCACGCGGCUGGGCCGGCUGCGCGACUGCAACACCCACGAGUCGCUGCUGGAGAUCUGCGACGACUACAGCCUGAACGACAGCGAGUUCUUCUUCGACCGCCACCCCGGCGCCUUCACCUCCAUCUUGAACUUCUACCGCACGGGCAAGCUGCACAUGAUGGAGGAGAUGUGCGCGCUGUCCUUCGGCCAGGAGCUGGACUACUGGGGCAUUGACGAGAUCUACCUGGAGUCCUGCUGCCAGGCGCGCUACCACCAGAAGAAGGAGCAGAUGAACGAGGAGCUGCGGCGCGAGGCCGAGACGCUGCGGGAGAAGGACGGCGACGUGGAGGAGCACGGCUGCUGCCCGGACAAGAGGCAGAAGCUCUGGGACCUCCUGGAGAAACCCGGCUCCUCGCUGGCGGCCAAGCUCCUGGCCUUAAUCUCCAUCCUGUUCAUCAUCAUGUCCACCAUCUCCCUGUCCCUCAACACCCUGCCGGAGCUGCAGGUGGUGGACGAGUUCGGCCACUUCAACGACAACCCCAGCCUGGCCCACGUGGAGGCAGUGUGCAUCGCCUGGUUCACCAUGGAGUACGUUCUGCGCCUGCUCUCGGCGCCCAACAAGUGGGACUUCAUCAAGGCGCCGCUGAACGUCAUCGACCUGCUGGCCAUCCUGCCCUACUACGUCACGCUGUUCCUCACCGAGUCCAACAAGAGCGUGCUGCAGUUCCAGAACGUGCGCCGCGUGGUGCAGAUCUUCCGCAUCAUGAGGAUCCUGAGGAUCCUGAAGCUGGCCCGCCACUCCACGGGCCUGCAGUCGCUGGGCUUCACCCUGAGGAGGAGCUACAACGAGCUGGGCCUGCUCAUCCUGUUCCUGGCCAUGGGCAUCAUGAUCUUCUCAAGCCUGGUGUUCUUCGCCGAGAAGGACGAGGACGCCACCAAGUUCACCAGCAUCCCCGCCUCCUUCUGGUGGGCCACCAUCACCAUGACCACCGUGGGCUACGGCGAUAUCUACCCGCAGACGCUGCUGGGCAAGAUCGUGGGCGGGCUGUGCUGCAUCGCCGGCGUGCUGGUCAUCGCUCUGCCCAUCCCCAUCAUCGUCAACAACUUCUCCGAGUUCUACCGCGAGCAGAAGCGGCAGGAGAAGGCCAUCAAGAGGCGGGAGGCGCUGGAGCGCGCCAAGAGGAACGGCAGCAUCGUGUCCAUGAACAUGAAGGACGCCUUCACCCGAAGCAUGGAGCUCACCGACGUGCUGGUGGAGAAGAGCGAGCAGCAGGAGGGCAAGUGUCCCGUGGACAACCACCUGUCGCCCAGCCGCUGGAGCUACCACAAACACUACUCCAACGCCGACGCCGUCAGCCCCGCGCGCUCCCAGCCCAACCGGUACAAGGAGGUGGGGCAGCUGGGGUCCCCCGAGCGCCUGAAGCCGUCGCCGUUCCGGGCCAACCCCCAGACCCUGAGCGCCCAGGGGCUCGAGGACACCUACAACAAGAUGACCGCCAGCCGGGGCGGGGACGAGCAGAUGGAGAUGAAGGUGGUGGCCUCGGCGUCGGGGCACCUCCAGGUCCGGGAGCUGCCCAUCAGCGAGCUGGGCCCCCUCAGGGAGUCGCCCCUGGGGGAGAGAGCCAGCCAGCCCCCCGGGGGGGGCGCCCGGCAGCAGCGCGUCCCCCCUCCCCUGGACCUCAGCCAGAUCACCUCUCUGGAGUCCGGCCGCCGGCUCUCCGAGGGCUCCCAGGCCGCCGUCAUCAAGGAGGGGCUCUACGAGUUCGUCCCCAGCGGCCGUCCGGUGGGCGGCGGCGGCGGGACGCGGGAGGCGGCCACCAUGACACGGGCGGCGGCGGAGGGGGUGUCCCACGGCGGCUCCGUGCGGGGCAACAGCACCCCCCGGAAGAGGAACUCCCAGAAGGGCCAGUCACCGGGCGCCCAAGACGACGCGUCCCUGAUCGCCGUGGUGAGGCCCGUCACGACCCCCUCCCCCUCCUCCUCCGCCCGGCCGGACGAGGGCCCCCACAGGGCCCAGGGCCCGCUCAGCGCCCCCCCGCAGGGCGAGGCCCGCAAGGCCUCUCUGAGCGGCUUCCAGGGGGGCUGGGACAGCGGCGCCCGGGGCUCAGAGGGCGAGGGGCAGCCCACGGGCCUCAGCCGCUGGGGGAAGAACCACCUGGAGGGCUCCGUGUCCAGCGCCAGCCCCGUGUCCCCGAAGGGCAGCCCGCUCAACUGCACCCAGGAGGCGGGCGGACCGGGCGGAGAGGCGGGGGCCGCGGAGGUGUUUGUGGACGGAGACGAGAGGGUGGAGAACCACGUCAGCCUGGACGGCACCGUGACGGAGCCCUGCGAAACCAGCAUGUGA